AGCGCAGGGAGAGUCGGGGACCGCGCGCGCCUGCCGAGGCGACGGGCUCCCGGGCUGGCGGAAACGGGCGGCCCCACGCUGGGCCAGGCGGGGCGAGCGGGAGGACCCAGCGGGGAGCCCCGGCAAGGGGCGAGGCUCCCGAGCGCAGGGGCCGCCAGUCCGGAUUGCCGUCGCGGGCUGGCGCUGGAGGCAGGGGACGCCGGCGCGCGGGCUGAGCGGACCGACUGACUUCCUGACCGACAGACGGAGGCACACCCCGCUCCACCCCACCCCUCCUCGCCCGCAUCCCCGCGCCGGCGCCGCCUCCCUCUCGCUACUCCCUCGGCCACCCCUUCCUUCUCCACUUCUUUUCCGCCUCCGCCUCUUUCUCGGCUCCCGCGGCGCCAGUGCCUUCCCCCGGCCCGGGCGGGGCGCCUCGGUUCCCGGCAGAGCUCUCCGUAGAGUCAGGUGGGGGGACGUUUCGUUCAAGCAGAGAAGCAGCCCCUGCGCUGGGCGAGAGGUGGCGAGGGAGCUUCUCCCGCGAGGACCGGGGGAUGCGAAGGAUGUCUUCUACUCCAGGCAAGGAGCAGUCUUGGCUCAGGGUCCCCCGCUAAGGGGCUCUUUCUCAGUCACUGUGUGUGUGGCCUGAUUGAAGACGGAGGGGAUGAAGUCCAUCCUCGACGGCCUGGCAGAUACCACCUUCCGAACCAUCACCACAGACCUCCUGUACGUGGGUGCCAAUGACAUUCAGUACGAAGAUAUCAAAAGCGACAUGGCAUCCAAAUUAGGGUACUUCCCACAGAAAUUUCCUCUGACUUCCUUCAGGGGAAGUCCCUUCCAAGAAAAGAUGACUGCAGGGGACAGCCCUCAGCUGGUCCCAGCAGACCAGGUGAACCUCACCGAAUUUUACAACAAGUCCCUGUCCUCCUACAAGGAGAAUGAUGAGAACAUUCAGUGUGGGGAGAACUUUAUGGACAUGGAGUGCUUCAUGAUCCUGAACCCCAGCCAGCAGCUGGCCAUCGCUGUGCUGUCCCUCACGUUGGGCACCUUCACGGUCCUAGAGAACCUGCUGGUGCUGUGUGUCAUCCUCCACUCCCGCAGCCUCCGCUGCCGGCCCUCUUACCACUUCAUCGGCAGCCUGGCAGUCGCCGAUCUCCUGGGGAGUGUCAUCUUUGUCUAUAGCUUCGUCGACUUCCACGUGUUCCACCGCAAAGACAGCCCCAACGUGUUUCUGUUCAAACUGGGUGGGGUCACGGCCUCGUUCACGGCCUCGGUGGGCAGCCUGUUCCUCACGGCCAUCGACAGGUACAUAUCGAUUCACAGGCCCCUGGCCUAUAAGAGGAUCGUCACACGGCCUAAGGCCGUGGUGGCGUUUUGCCUGAUGUGGACCAUCGCGAUUGUGAUCGCCGUGCUGCCCCUGCUAGGCUGGAACUGCAAGAAACUGCAGUCCGUGUGCUCAGACAUUUUCCCUCUCAUCGACGAGACCUACCUGAUGUUUUGGAUCGGGGUCACCAGCGUGCUGUUGCUGUUCAUUGUGUAUGCCUACAUGUACAUCCUCUGGAAGGCGCACAGCCACGCUGUCCGCAUGAUCCAGCGUGGUACCCAGAAGAGCAUCAUCAUCCACACGUCCGAGGAUGGCAAGGUGCAGGUGACACGGCCCGACCAAGCGCGCAUGGACAUUCGGCUGGCCAAGACCCUGGUCCUGAUCCUGGUGGUUUUGAUCAUCUGCUGGGGCCCUCUGCUCGCAAUCAUGGUAUAUGAUGUCUUUGGGAAGAUGAACAAGCUCAUUAAGACGGUGUUUGCAUUCUGCAGCAUGCUCUGCCUGCUGAAUUCCACAGUGAACCCCAUCAUCUAUGCUCUGCGGAGCAAGGACCUGAGACAUGCUUUCCGGAGCAUGUUCCCCUCCUGUGAAGGCACCGCACAGCCUCUUGAUAACAGCAUGGGGGACUCGGACUGCCUGCACAAACACGCCAACAAUGCAGCCAGCGUCCACAGGGCGGCGGAGAGCUGCAUCAAGAGCACGGUCAAGAUUGCCAAGGUGACCAUGUCUGUGUCCACGGACACGUCUGCCGAGGCUCUGUGAGCCAGACACUUCCCUGGCUGCACAGGAAAAAAAAAAAAAAUUCUCUCUUUCUUUUUUUUAAAGCUCAAAACCCAGAAGCGUCUGUCCUCUCAUCGGUUAUAUUUUUUUAAGUUGACCACGCUCAGUGAAAAGGUGAUUGUCACCAUGAUCAGUUAUCAGUUCUCUAAUGUUUCUAUAGUGUAGGUCCUCAAACUCAGUUCUCUGGAGGUUUACAGGGAAGAGAGCCUGUGGCUUCAGGGACUGGAAGGUCCUUGCAGAGUCUCAAUGAAAUAAGAGAGACACUUUCAGCUACACAGUUGAAAGCCCAAGUACCCAUAGAAAAAGGCCAUUAAAUGAGUAAUGCCUUUGUAAUCACAACUUUUAUUAUAAUGUGAAAUGUACUUGUCCAGAAAUAUCAGAGAUACUUCUGAUAUCUGAGAGAUCUCCAUUUUUACAACAGUUUUAGGACUAAAGUAGAGCUAUUUUGUGACAUGCAGUGUGUCCUGUGAGAUGUGUAUUAGUGUUUACUAUGUGUUAUUUAUAUUUGUCUAGUUCAGCAAAACUGCAAGGUGGGCUUCUAUGAGACCAAUGGAACCUAAGCAGUGGAUAUAUGCCAAUGAGACCACUUUUUAAAGCAUUAUUGCCCAUGAUCUAACUGUAGAAACCUUAAUAUUUUUUCAAAAAUCUCUAUUAAAACUUGACAUUGAAAUAACCAUAAAGUUUUAUUUUUCUGUUAAUCCAACAAGAAGAAUUUUAAGACUGUCCAAAGUCUUGAGCAGAACUCAUUGACACUUAAAAUUUUCUUAGUCCUGCAUUUCAUAUGAGGACUCAUAUUAUCUUCUGGACUCUAACUGUUCUGCUGAGUGAUGGAUUACAGGCAGAACAAAAGAGAGACGACUUAUUGACUUUUGGCUGAAAUCACUGACUUUGUUUAGUCUUUAGCUCUUACUGGACCUCUUAAGACAGCAUGUGUCAAUCUUAAUGUAAGUUGUUAGCACUGUGCAAUCGCUGUUUACUUGAAGAGUACUGCAUCCUUAUAUUCCAGGUUUAGGUAGAUUUCAUGCCUGGGUGGCCAAACAACAGUCUUCAUUUUUUCUUAAUUGAAAAGAAGUAUUGUCUGGAUCAGUGAAAUUCUACUGUAUGUGUGAAUAUAAAUGUGUGUGUAUGUGUGUGAUUCUAUCCUGUAACUGUUCUAGUAAUGUCUUAAAGUGAGAAAACUGUGACCACGUGUACGCUGUUCCCCUUGCUGCACUCUCACACAUGAAUUCAGUUUCUAAAGUUGAGUUCUUCCGGAAAUCUUGUUGAUAAAAACACUGAUCAUAAACCUUCAGAACCCUCCCCCUUUGAAACUGGCUCGAGUGUUAUUAAACUGACCUUUAGAUAUUUCACAAGACCAGUGUUUAGCAAGGAAUCAUUGACCAUGAACACUCAAGUCACGGUCUGUAUAGAGUUCAUGUCAGGAAAUAGAAGUAUUUUGGUUUCUGAUUACCUAAUGUUGAUCAAGUCCAUGGAAAUGUAAGUCAUUAUAAGGGAAGUGGUUCUAAAAGAAAGAGGAAAAUCCAGUAGUAACACAGUUUAGUUGUAUGUGUAGGCAGGGAGAUCCCAAUUUAAGUAGCUCUAUACCUUGCUCACUGGAGUGAGACUACCAGAUCUGGCUUAUGUGGUAAGAAGGCCAAUCAGACAGCAAGUGGGAGAGAAAAGGGCAGUGAGGAGCUGACACCCUUGGGAUGGAGGCCUGGACGUCAUGUGGUUGCUUCUGUGCUUCAAGCAGAUGCCCUUGGUGACAACCCAGCACCUGGCUUUGCCUGUAUAGGUUUGGGCUAAGGAAGAGGCUCUCCUCUGCUCCUGGUUAGCCAGAGGAGCUAAGGCAUAAAGAUGAACAUGGCUUGCUUUCUUCUUACACUCCAGUUCAUCCUCAGUGGUGCCAUAAGUGCUCCAAUUAGGCCCUUUCACAGUAAGCAUUGAUAGUGCUGAAGAAGCCAUUCGACUCUGACAAAUUUUGCUUGCAGACUACCUUUUCCCUAAAUGGAUAAAACGUAGCUUUUGCAUAGCUUGCAUAGGCCUGCAUAGCCUGAUGUAAAGUGGAGAGCUAGCUAAUCUGGUGGUUGCUAGCUAUGUGGUACCCAAACAGCCUGAUGGAUCAAUGUCGUUUCUUGCAGUAUAAGGCUGAAGAUGGCUUGUAGACCAAGCUGAGAUGUUUUUAAUUGUCUGUACAGCUCGAAUCUGCCUGCUGGUUUCUUCACUUUACCUCUCUGUCAUAUGCAGAUGAGGGCUCAGGGUGCUAGAGGAUUAAUAAGAUCUCUUUAGAAGGACAAAAGAUUAUUUAUGAAAAAACUCACCAGGGUUCCUAGUUUCCAUUGAAGAGUUUGCCACUCUUUAGUCCCAAAUUACCCUGAAGAUGAAUCCACAUAUCUAUGAGCUCACCAGGCAAUGCCAAUGCUCUUUUCACAGCUCUGAAGACCUGGUGAAGAUGAAAUUCUUGUUAUUGGUAGAAAAAUUUCAGGAUUCAUUUUUGAAACUGUAUUUGUGUGUAUGCAAAGUAGAUUUUAUAGUGUGUUGUGCUUACAAGAUCUUAAUCAUAUAUAAUCAAUUAAGGGACAAUGGGGCUGACAGCACUAAACUUGGUGCUUAUUGAUAUUCUAAGAAAUAUCUGUGAAAUAUCAUCCUGUAUGUGUUAUGCCACCUUCAUUUUAAAACAUUUAAAUGAGUUUGAUUCACUCUGACACUUUUAAUAUCAUUUCCUAACCCAAGUGACUCAAAUGCUCUCCCCAAUGAAUAUACUCAUUAGAAUUAUUAUUCAUUAGUACCAUUCAUUAAUUAGUCCCUUAAUGAGAUCCAUUGAUUUAAAUAUAAUUUAGAUUUCAGUACGUUUUAUAAGGUCUAGCUUCAGUUAUCUUCUUUCCUCUGAGGCUGACAUAUGGGUCCUGACCAUGCAUUUCACCAUCAUAUACGUCUUCAGACAGGGCCAAGUUGCCAACCUGCUUGGUUUCUUCAGAGUACUGAUGACUCUUUCAAUCCCAGACCCACAGUUUCAUUUAGAAAAAGAGGGCUGUCUCUAACAACCCUUACUUUUCCAUUACAUAGGAAAUAAGUGUAGAAGAAACAUAGAUCUGGAAGAAGCUACAGACAUAUGCCUACACUUGAGAUGAUCCCCAAGAUUCCCUAUCACUUUGAGUCCAAGUGGUAUUAAGUGUAAUGGAAUUGUGGCUGCCUAAACCCACACAGCAGGAAAAGGCCCAACCUCCUGAUGAGAAUUAGACCCUUGAUGAGUAGCAUUCUAGUUACUGUCUUGUUGAUUAAUUUCUGCCAUCUUAUGUCUGUAAAAGAGACCACCAAUAUCAUGCGCAAAAUUAGAUUUCUCACAAUCUAACUGUAUAUUUGUAUGAUAUUUAAAAAUCUCCUAAAUGCUGGGCAAUGGUUAUUAACAAUUGUCUUGCACUGGCCUUCUGAUGAAACGUUAACAAUGCCUACUGUAAUAUAGACAAAACAUUUUAUCUACUGAUUUGGGCUGAAUGUAUGUAAAUAGGUUUUCGAAAAGUCAGAUGUUUAAGCAGUGGCCUACAAAUCAGUAAUUUUCAGAUAGGAGAGUUUCUUUACACUGCUGUGGCAUCCUAAAAGCUAUCUUCACAUCAACUUAGUGUACUAGGCCUGCUGGGGAUGAUCGGCAUCCCCAAGGAAGGAAACCUUUUCUUGUAAUAAUAGGAAUCAAGAUACCAGAUGAUCUGGAUUCUUAUUUCCAAUGUUUCAAGUGGAAAACAUAGCUCUUUAUUGUCUGUAAAUCAAACAUGAUUACUUUUCCUCUUAGAGAAAUACUGUAUUGUUAGAUGUUUGUUGAGCUGGUAACAUCCUUGCAACCGCUGCAAUAUCUUUGUUAGUAAUAAAACUUUGUACACAAGUACUAGUAAGAUUGUUAUUCAAUGUAGCUUCAGUCAUUAAAUUACUAUAGUGAAGUAGUACUUCUGUAAUAUUUACAAUGUAUUAAGCCCACACUAUAUUUUAUUUCAGUGGUGUAAUUAAAUUGUUAUUUAUUCAAAGAGAAAACAUCCCAUCAUGUCUAUUGUCCAAAGUUACCUGGAAUCAAAUAAAAAUCCUAGAUUAUCACAAAGAACACACAGUGUCUUUGAAUUCUGCCUUAUUUCACUGUCUAAUGUCAAAACACUUGAGGUUUAAGUUCUGAAAGAUUGAUUUGUUCCUCAAAAGCAAGAAAGACUCUAUUUGAGAAAUGAGAACAGAUUAGAUUAAUAUAUUCAUUUUUAACAUAGAAAAAAAUGCAAAAAGCAUCAUUUACAUAAUAAAGGGAAAAGCCUGCCAUACCUUUUAAAAAUCAUUAUUUAAUUAAAGAGUUUAAUGAUUUUGCACUAAGCUAGAGCAAAUGUACUACUCAUAAUGUUUAAAUUAAAUUUGAACUUCAUAGAUUUAGUAAAACAUAUAAAUCUAAAGAAUUUAUAACAUCAUAUAUCCUGAACGAUGUGAAAAGAUAAUUACUUUUCAGCUUAUUUAUAAAAGCAUAUUUUUAUUUGAACAGUAGGAGAAAAUAGAAAAUUUUAUAAUGAAGUAAAAAAGCAUUACAAUGAAGUUUAUACAUUAUUACUGUCUGAAAUAAAGUAUGUUUGCAGUCAAUUUUGAAAGAAGUUUUUAAAUUUUUCAAAUGAUGAAUUGACAAAUGUUUGAAAAUAGAUCAUCUUUAUUUUUUAAAUAACUGUAAUUAAAAUUCUUCAUUCUUCUCUUAGUAAGCAUUGUAGUUAACUGCAUGAGCUAAAUGCUUCUAGCAAAGAGCAAAUGACAUGUGUUCUGAAUUCUUAAAUUUUAUACUGGGGCUUGAAGGGAAUAAGAUAUUAGGUUGGUGCAAAAGUAACUGUGGUUUUUACAUUGUUGAAAUUUGCCAUUUGAUAUUGGAAUACAUUCUUAAUAAAUGUGGUUAUGUUACACAGCA
Messenger RNA from Bubalus bubalis (water buffalo), 6974 nucleotides. RefSeq names its product cannabinoid receptor 1 (gene CNR1). Gene Ontology annotation, biological process: G protein-coupled receptor signaling pathway. The transcript has 3 exons. Gene Ontology annotation, cellular component: membrane. Bases 644 to 2062 code for a protein of 472 amino acids. The record is from RefSeq and is a predicted model, not a curated record. NCBI's taxonomy places the organism in Eukaryota, Metazoa, Chordata, Mammalia, Artiodactyla, Bovidae. Gene Ontology annotation, molecular function: cannabinoid receptor activity.